Messenger RNA from Fragaria vesca subsp. vesca, 3361 nucleotides. RefSeq lists its product as uncharacterized. The annotation marks the transcript as partial. NCBI's taxonomy places the organism in Eukaryota, Viridiplantae, Streptophyta, Magnoliopsida, Rosales, Rosaceae. The transcript is spliced from 24 exons. Gene Ontology annotation, molecular function: microtubule binding; ATP binding; microtubule motor activity. The record is from RefSeq and is a predicted model, not a curated record. Gene Ontology annotation, biological process: microtubule-based movement.
UUUCUUUCGGCUCCAAAACCAUGUGACUCCCUCUGACAUAUGCUUCUUCCUCCUCUCUUUGAUUAGAUUUGUGUUUGUUUAUUCGGUUCCCCGAGUCAGCCGAGCGAGUUGACUCACCUGGAUGGCCUCCUCGUCCUCCAGAGCAAGGAGCAGCUCCCCAUUCUCGUCCUACCGCAAGCCUUCUAGUCCCUACUCCUCCACUUCCUCCUCCUCCUCCUUGAUCAACGGCGCACGCCCUCUCAUCCCGCGCUCCUGCUCCACCAGCUCAGCGACGUCGUUUUACAGCUCCGGAGGUGGACUCGGUCCCCGAUCCGCCACUCCCAGCCGCUCCCGAUCCGAAUCAAUGUACCAAGGCUCCCGCUCCUACGGCGCCGUCUCGCCGGUCGGGUUCGCCGCCGACGAGCUUAUGGCCGACUCGGUCGACGCCCCGAGGUCCGGGGAUAGUAUUUCGGUCACGAUUCGGUUCCGGCCUCUCAGCGAGAGGGAGUAUCAGAGAGGGGAUGAGGUCACGUGGUAUGCAGACGGCGAUAAGAUUGUGCGGAAUGCGUACAAUCCAGUUACGGCUUAUGCAUUUGAUAAAGUUUUUGGACAGGAUACGAAUUCACAAGAAGUGUAUGAGGUUGCUGCCAAACCUGUUGUCAAAGCUGCCAUGGAAGGUGUCAACGGCACUGUUUUUGCCUAUGGUGUGACAAGUAGUGGGAAGACACACACUAUGCAUGGAGAUCAAAACGCUCCAGGUGUUAUUCCGUUGGCUAUAAAAGAUGUAUUCAGUAUGAUCCAAGAUACCCCAGGAAGGGAGUUUCUACUACGGGUCUCGUAUCUUGAGAUUUAUAAUGAGGUGAUAAAUGACUUGCUUGAUCCAACAGGUCAAAAUUUGCGUGUCAGAGAAGAUUCACAGGGUACAUAUGUUGAGGGUAUUAAAGAAGAAGUAGUUUUGUCUCCAGGGCAUGCACUUUCGUUUAUUGCUGCUGGAGAAGAGCACCGUCAUGUUGGAUCAAACAAUUAUAAUUUGUUCAGUAGUAGAAGUCACACCAUAUUUACACUGAUGAUUGAAAGUAGUGCCCAUGGUGAUGAAUACGAUGGAGUGAUCUUCUCUCAACUUAACUUGAUUGAUCUAGCUGGAUCUGAGAGCUCGAAAACUGAAACAACUGGACUAAGAAGAAAGGAAGGGUCUUACAUAAACAAGAGCCUUUUAACUCUAGGAACUGUAAUUGGGAAGCUGAGUGAGGGAAAGGCAUCCCAUGUUCCAUAUCGAGAUUCUAAGCUCACCCGCCUUCUACAAUCUUCGCUAAGUGGGCAUGGACAUGUUUCACUUAUUUGCACCGUUACUCCUGCAUCAAGUAGCAUGGAGGAAACCCAUAAUACAUUGAAGUUCGCAAGCAGAGCAAAGCGAGUAGAAAUCUAUGCAUCACGUAAUAAGAUUAUUGAUGAGAAGUCUUUAAUUAAGAAGUACCAAAGAGAAAUUUCAGUCCUUAAAGAAGAGCUUGAUCAGCUAAGGAAGGGGAUGCUUGUUGGUAUCAGUCAUGAGGAAAUUAUCACUUUGAAGCAGAAGUUGGAAGAAGGCCAAGUCAAAAUGCAAUCAAGAUUGGAGGAAGAAGAGGAAGCAAAGGCUGCUCUUAUGAGUAGAAUCCAGAGGCUGACAAAGCUUAUUCUUGUUUCAUCGAAAAAUACAAUUCCCGGAUGUCUGAGUGAUAUUCCCACCCACCAACGACAUUUUUCAGUUGGUGAGGACGAUAAAACGGAAGUAGUGCGUGACGGAUCCUUGCUAAUAGAAAGUGAGAACCAGGACUCACCUUCUUCUGUGUCUGGGGUCCCAUCAGAUCUGUCUAAUGGUUUCAGGCACAAAAGAUCUUCCAGCAGAUGGAACGAAGAGCUCUCACCAGCUGGCAGUGCAAUUACAGAAUUAACUCAAGCUGUAACAGGAGGGAUGACAAUGACGGAUCAUAUAGACCUACUUGUCGAGCAAGUAAAGAUGCUUGCUGGAGAGAUAGCACUUGGCACCAGCACCUUGAAGCGAAUGGUGGAGCAGUCUGUGAAUGACCCUGAUAGCUCCAAAGUUCAAAUUGAAAACUUGGAACGUGAUAUCCAUGAAAAGAGAAGGCAAAUGAGGGUUUUAGAACAACGCAUCAAUGAAAGUGGCGAGGCUUCAGUCUCUAACGCAUCUUUGGUUGAGAUGCAGCAGACAGUAAAGAGACUGAUGACACAGUGCGAUGAGAAGGGGUUUGAGUUGGAAAUAAAAUCGGCAGACAAUCGUAUUCUUCAGGAGCAACUGCAGAAUAAGUGUGCUGAGAACUUGGAAUUGCAAGAAAAAGUGAAUCAGUUAGAGCGGCGCAUAGCUUCAUUACCUGGUGAGAAAUCAUCAGGGUUUUCUGAGCACAGUGUAUCUGAAGAGUAUGUUGAUGAAUUGAGAAAGAAAAUCCAGUCUCAGGAGAUUGAGAAUGAAAGACUAAAACUGGAGCAUGUUCAGUUCUCAGAGGAGAAUAGUGGGUUACAUGUGCAAAAUCAAAAGCUGGCUGAAGAAGCUUCUUAUGCAAAGGAACUGGCAUCUGCUGCUGCUGUUGAGUUGAAAAAUUUGGCCGGUGAAGUGACAAAACUGUCAUUACAGAAUGCCAAACUAGAGAAAGAGUUGUUGGCUGCUCGUGAGCUAGCUAAUAAUUCUAGAAGUUCUAACAUGCAUCCUGGUAAUGGCGUUAAUCGCAAGUACAAUGAUGGACUAAGACCUGGGAGAAAAGGGAGGCUUUCUGGUCGUGCUGGUGAUAUGCUAUCUGAUGACUUUGAGUCCUGGAAUCUUGAUUCUGAUGAUUUAAGGAUGGAACUCCAGGCUAGGAAACAGCGAGAGGCAGCUCUUGAGGCUGCUCUGUCUGAAAAGGAAUUUGUAGAGGCGGAAUACAGGAAAAAGGUUGAAGAUGCAAAGAAAAGAGAAGAAGCUCUGGAAAAUGACUUGGCAAACAUGUGGGUUCUGGUUGCAAAGUUAAAGAAAGAAGGUGGAGCUAUCCCUGAGACUACCACAGAAGAAAGACACAAUGAUGCCAUGGAAAACAAUAAUGGUUUUAAAACAAAUGACAGUGAGAGUAAUACUAUCCCCAAAGAGAGACAAACGUUGGAUGUUUCAAAACCAGCUAAUGAUGAAAUUCGCACUGAAGAACCGCUUGUUCUUCGCCUUAAGGCUCGAAUGCUAGAGAUGAAGGAAAAAGAGCUCAAACACCAGGGAAAUGGUGAUGGCAAUUCUCAUCUCUGUAAAGUAUGCUUUGAAGCACCAACUGCAGCAAUUCUAUUGCCUUGCCGGCAUUUUUGUUUAUGUAAGUCGUGCUCACUUGCUUGUUCCGAGUGCCCAAUUUGUCGUACAAAGAUUGCAGAUAGG